CGUGAACAGGGCGUCUCCAGGUGGGUUGGGGACGAACGCCCAGUGGGCGAGGUGGUGCAGGUGCUCGGGCCAGUGAGGUGAACUUGCUGCGGGGCCCCUGCCCUGCCCCUGUAAAGUCGUGCCUGCCGGGAUCCUGGCCGUUGUUCAUGGCCUCUAACUGGAAAUUUUCCAGCAGCCGUCGCGGGGCAGGCAAAGAAGCCGUGUAAAGAGGGUGCUUCAUUGCAUCUUUUGGACCUCGGAGAGUCGAAGUGAUAGACUUUCACGGAACACUUUGAACACCAAGCAUCGAGGCAAAUAUUAUCCAGUAUCGCUAUUGCACCGACCGUACAUCUAGACUCGACACCGACCAAUACUAUCGCAACAGCCAAUCAUUAGCGCGACCGUCUCCAAAAAACUUCAACCACUCCGAAGGAAUCACCUCUUCCUCACCUCGCCAAGCAGACGGCGACAAAGCUCCAACUUUUUUGUCCACACCAGCCAGGAAGCCCACCAUGGCACCUCCCCAACCAACAACCACAAAACCCGACGUAGAAGACGACCCCAUCGUCGCCACCUACAACGUCUUCAUCAAGCCUCCCCUCCCCCAAGACCGCAAGCUCGUCGUCCUCCGCUACGUCACCAAGACCGCCCAAGACCCGUCCUCCAUCAAGCCGCCACGGAUCAACGGCUUCCGCGUGAAGCCCGAAACAGGCAUCUACGAGGUCGACAUCCCUCUCGAGACGAGCGAUGGCUACAACAAGGACAAGGGUAUUGCGUGGGGUGUGGCGCUAGCCAAGUCGAUGGAGUCCAAGAAGGGCGGCAGUCUUGGUCUGGCCGGUGGUUUCAACAUUGGUGGACAAGGAGGAUCGGCACGCGGUGGCCCUGGAGCUGGUGGUGCGGGUGGGCGGCGUGGCGGUAAUUCUGGAGGAGGAGACGAUGAUGAGGCGCAAAACCUGAGCUGGCCUGAGGCUGUGGCGCAAGGCAAGGCCAUUAUCGACCAGAAGUUGACGGGUAGUCGUAGUGCGGGCGAGGAUUACGUGAAGCACAUGGUUGGUGUGUUUCAAGGAAACAACCUCCAUCUGACCCCAGUAACCUCCCUCGUCCAACUCCGACCUGUAGCCCCUUAUCUUGACGCCGCCACCGAGCAAGAACGGCUUGCUCGUCUUGGCCCCUCCGCCGCGGGCGGCGCCGGUGGUCCCGCCGACAAGCAGGCCGCGGGGCGUGCAAUCCACAUGUCCAUCAAGUCGUCUGAUUCGGGAGCGGCAGGAGCGGCAGCCGAGACCAUGGCGGACCGUUUGCGCGCUGUGCAGACAGAACCCUGGCACAACCUCAAGUGGUACCACGACGAGCACGGCGAGGCGUGGGACACGUAUAAUGAGUGUAUGCUUUUGCGGUCGAGCGAGGCUGCUAAUGCUGCGCCGGUUGCAGAGGACGAGGUGGAUGAAGAGAAGAAGAAGGAGAUGAAGGAAGAGAAGGAUGGGGAGGAGGCGGCGGCGGCGGCAGAGCCAACAGAUGAUAGCGGAGCGCCUGAUCUGGUUGAGAAAGUGAAUAGGCUGCAGUCGGAUUGGGGCGAAGAGCAAAUCCUGCGGUCGAUCAACGGGUUGGGGCCGGAUGAUAAGAAGCCGGGUGAGGAGGCGGUUUCGGUGCCCUCGGUUUUUGGCACGAAAAAGGCCACCGUCACGGCUGCGGCGAACAAGGUUGUUAACAGCAAGGGAAAGGGAAAGGCGGUAGCAGCGGCAACAUCUUCUUCGUCGAAUGCCAUGCAGCUUGACUAGGAGUCAGAGACUGUCGGCGAUAAGAGAAGGACCUCACGCUUGAAGCGGUAAAGGCAAAGGGAGUGGGAGCGAAAGCUGAGCACAUAUCAUAUGUGAGCCUUUCCAAGCGGGAGCCCCAAUAUAGAGGGUCAGCGGCUACUACCCUUUGGUUAACUGAUAGAUUCUCUUCUCAUCUUUAAGAAAAAUACGAUACCCUACGACUGACUCCCA
This is a messenger RNA of Neurospora crassa OR74A, 1964 nucleotides long. RefSeq lists its product as hypothetical. The record is from RefSeq and is a predicted model, not a curated record. The transcript is spliced from 2 exons. Lineage: Eukaryota; Fungi; Ascomycota; Sordariomycetes; Sordariales; Sordariaceae. Gene Ontology annotation, biological process: DNA-templated transcription. The coding region runs from base 492 to 1754 and encodes 420 amino acids. Gene Ontology annotation, cellular component: nucleus; RNA polymerase III complex.